Varanus komodoensis (Komodo dragon) is the source of this 1730-nucleotide messenger RNA. RefSeq names its product reticulon 4 receptor like 2 (gene RTN4RL2). The record is from RefSeq and is a predicted model, not a curated record. Gene Ontology annotation, molecular function: protein binding. Lineage: Eukaryota; Metazoa; Chordata; Lepidosauria; Squamata; Varanidae. The transcript is spliced from 3 exons. Gene Ontology annotation, cellular component: cell surface; extracellular matrix. Bases 84 to 1388 code for a protein of 434 amino acids.
CUCCACCCACCCCCAGCUCAAGACAGAGGCUUUCCCCCCUGUUUUCCCUCGAGGAGACAACUGGCCUGCUAUUAUUGGAGGAAAUGGCCCUUGCUGAUGGCUUGGCUCCCACCUUCCUGCUGCUGCUGGCCGUGCCCCUCGGUGCACCCAUGUGCCCCAUGCUUUGCACUUGCUACUUUUCUCCUCCCACAGUCAGCUGCCAGGCCAAUAACUUCUCCUCGGUACCACGGAUCCUGCCACCCCAUGCGCAGCGCCUCUUCCUGCAAAACAACCUGAUUGGGACCCUGCGGCCUGGGAUGUUUGGGCCCAGCCUCACCACCCUCUGGCUCUACUCCAACAACAUCUCCUCCAUCCACCCGGGCACCUUCCGCCACCUCCAAGCUCUCGAGGAGCUGGACCUUGGGGACAACCGCAACUUGCGCACUCUUGACCCAGACACUUUCCGGGGGCUCGAGCGGCUGCAGUCCCUGCACCUGUACCGCUGCCAGCUCAGCAGCCUCCCAAACACCAUCUUCCGCAACCUCUUCAGUCUACAGUACCUCUAUCUUCAGGAGAACAACCUGCUUUGCCUGCAGGAUGACCUUUUCGUGGACUUGGCCAACCUGAGCCACCUUUUCCUGCACGGCAACAAGAUCUGGCAGCUCUCCGAGUAUGUCUUCCGGGGCCUGUCUGGAUUAGACCGCCUGCUGCUGCACCGGAAUCGCCUGCAUGCCAUUCCCGCGUGGGCCUUCCGUGACCUGGGCAAGCUCACCAUCCUGUACUUGUUCAACAACAGCCUGACCAUGCUGUCUGGGGAUACGCUCUCGGACCUGCCAUCCCUGGAGUUUCUGCGCCUCAACAACAACCCCUGGGCCUGUGACUGCCGUGCCCACUCGCUGUGGGGCUGGUUCCAGCGCACGCGUGUCUCCGUCUCGGAUGUCAUCUGCGCAUCUCCAGCCGAGCGCAAGGGCCAGGACAUGCGCUACUUAAGGGAAGCUGCCUUCCAGGGUUGCCCUCUGGUUACUCACCCCAUUGGGUUUGACUGGGGCUGCCACUCGGAGUGGGAAGGUAGAGCAUCUCUUCCCCACCCCCACCCCCACCCUCACCCCCACCCUCGCCCCCACCCCAAUGGCUCAUCCAAUCACCUCUAUGGCCUCGGAGGCUCACCUCCUGCUGACCCCUCCUCCUUCUAUAGGGACGUGCCAGCCAAUGACAUCCGCAGCCCCAAGUAUGACCCACCCACAGAGGAUGACUACUGGGAGAGCUAUGGCAAUGAAGAAGGAGGGCAACUGAAAAAGGGGUGCCCGGGACCUGGCUGCUCUUCCCUGGACUCCGGCGCAAUCAGGAUUGGCUCCCUGUCGUUUCCCCUGACCUGCCUACUGAUGCUGUUGGGACCGUCUUGGUUUUGACCAUGGGGUGGAGGGAGCUGCUCUGCUGGAGGUGCGUUGGCUUUGGGAACUGAGACUGUGGGGAAUCCAAGCCAGGAGGGAUCCCCACCAGCACUUAGCUGAGGCCAAAGCGAUUAACCAUCACCUUGUCCCGGGGUGAAAGGGAUACUAGGUCCAUUCCUGCUGCUCUUUUCCUGGUUAAUUGUGAGACUUAUCAAUGGAGCCACUUUCUGGUGGUAUCUGACCUGUUUCAUGAAGCUAGGGCAAGAAUGCCCCUUUUUAUUUCCGGGGUGUUGCAUUACUCUCCCAUUAGAGAUAUUCCCUAACACUAUCGCUUCCUGGCUCUGUUAGGGCCCUCCUCCC